This is a messenger RNA of Protopolystoma xenopodis, 663 nucleotides long. NCBI's taxonomy places the organism in Eukaryota, Metazoa, Platyhelminthes, Monogenea, Polystomatidea, Polystomatidae. The record is from the annotation of a GenBank genome assembly.
GGUGCUGCAAUCUCAGAAGCCCAAUCCAUAUCUGAUGGACGUUCAUUUCAAAGCAAGUCUAAGGCUGAAUUUCUUUCCGUUGCAAGCCGACAAGCCGUAAUCACUGCGCAUAGCGGUGGUACCAGCUCAACUGUAGUGCUGACAAACCAUAGUGGCUUUACAGAGACAAUUGAUGUGCUGCGCGUAGAAGUUGUGCGGGAGUCGCAAGGAUGUGCAUGGGGUAUUGUGAUUUCAGGAACUGAUGAUGCGCCUGGGGCUCCAAUUCUAAUUGACUCACUCACACCCGGUGAUCCAGGAGCAGCCAGUGGUCAGCUGCGCCCCGGUGACCGUAUCCUAGCAGUCAAUGGAACCCCGGUGCACCGCGGAUACACAUUGAGCCAGGCCAUGUUACUAUUGCAACAGUACCCUGAUCGCGUAAUCUUGCACGUGGCAAGACGUCGAAAUGAACAGGAACCUCGAUCAAGUGGAGAUAAGAGCCGUGAAAAUUCAGCAGGAAGCUUAAUUACAUCGGGAUGGGGAAUCUCAACGGAACAAUCUUCGUCUCUUGGCAGUAAUAAAAGCAUUAAGGCUGAAAUGACUGAAACUGCUCGGAGGAGAUCAACUCUAAAAAAAUCAGAUUUUUACGCCAAAUUUAUUUCUAUAUUUUUAUCGUCUUCUAAUUGA